CGGAAUUUCUGUUACAAAUCAGUUUGUGAAAAAUUGUCAAGUGCAAUAGUCGACAGUUCAGUGAAGUAACGUUAGCAUUAUUUAAAUAACAACUGUCAUGGCAUUAUUAUCAUCAAUAAGAGGAGCAUUUCAAGACCGUCUUGACGUAUAUCUCUUAGAGGCAGUAGAGACAAAAGAUUUGACAAAAGUCCAUCAAAUUUUCAUGGGCCAAGUACCCGACAUUCCGCCAAUUGCAAUAAACCCUGCAAGACUUAUGUAUUUGGCUCUGGUAAACAAAAAGUUUGACUUAGCUGAAGAAAUAUAUAUGACUUUUGGGGCCUGUGCAAUAGAUGAUUAUGUGGAAUACAACGAUAAAAACAAGUAUGUGGGGUGGACUGUGUUGCAUUUUGCUGUGGAGAACAAGAACCGCAAGGCAGUCAAGUUCUUAUUAAAAAGAGGAGCCGAGGUUAACAGGAAAAAUAAAGAGGAAGAUCGACCAAUCAAUCUGGCUGUUGAUAACAAAGACAUUAAGAUGACUAGAUUGCUGUUAAGUUACGGAGCUGACAAGAGGCAUUGCCAGGAUUGGCUAGUUACACCAGACAAAAAAAGUGAUAUCAUCGAAUUUCCCGAAUCGAAUAUCGAAUGUUCCGAAGUGUAUACCGAUUUUUCCGAAUGGAAUAUCAUUAAUACCCCGAUUCAUCAUCUCAUCACGUAACCAAGAAUACGAAUUGAAGAAAUUAAAAAUAAGUUAUCAAAAAACUUUUUUUUAAACUUUUUUUAAAUUUUGAAUUUAUAUGUCAACGCUUUAAAACUUAAUUUAUAUAAAACAUUGUAACUAUAAUAUCGGAGAAAGCCGAGCAAAACGAGGUACUUAAGGAAAUUUAAAAUUUUCGAGGACUAAAAUACGCUAAAUCUUUUUUAUUUUAAUGAUUGUCAAAGUAAACAGAAAAAAAUUUUAGUUACCGUUAAAAAAAAAACAUUAUUUUCGCGGGCAAAAUGAGAUACCCUCUAAAAAGGUAAAAAAAAAAUUCUGAGUUUUAAAUGAAUUUAAUUAAAUUACAUUUGUUGUGAGUAAUUGACAUGAAGAAAAAUUAUAUUUUACAUAAUUAUUUGAUACAAAAAAAAAAAUUUUAAUGGUUUUUAUCAUGAAAAAAAAGACAUUUUUCGACUGACCCCGUUUUGCUCGGCCCUCCCCUUCAUAAAAAAAUAUUUUUUGUAAAUUAGUUAUAAGUAUUUUCAACUGAAUUAAAUAUACAAAAAAAAAUUGGUAAUUGUAACAAU
Microplitis mediator is the source of this 1260-nucleotide messenger RNA. Its product is annotated as putative ankyrin repeat protein RF_0580. Gene Ontology annotation, molecular function: protein binding. The transcript is spliced from 2 exons. The record is from RefSeq and is a predicted model, not a curated record. NCBI's taxonomy places the organism in Eukaryota, Metazoa, Arthropoda, Insecta, Hymenoptera, Braconidae. Bases 98 to 694 code for a protein of 198 amino acids.